AUGGUUCAAAAGAAAACUACACAUAAGAAGUUCAACACGGAUUUUAUUCCAACAAUUUCAGAUUCAGAAUCUGAUGUUCCAGAUCUAGAUUCAGAAGACGAAAUUGUGCAAGAUAAAGAAGUUGAAAAGGUUCAAGAGAAAAAUUCUAAGAAAGCCAAAAAUAAGAAGGAGAAAAAGGCGAAAAAGUCUAAAUCCAAAAAUACUGCCACUGAUGAAGAGGAUGAAGAUGACAAGGAAAACCAAGUUUCCAAAGACCUCAACCCAGAUUUCAUUUUCUCUGUCGAAGAUUUAGGUUCCACAACGAAUUUCGACGGUUGGGAUUUUGAUCUCAACAAAGACCAGUCUAAAGACGGGCUGAAAAAAGAUGUUGAUCUUGACGAUAUUAUCAGAAGGAAAGGUGGUUUGUCUGGUAAGGUUAAAAUCAACAAAGAUGACGAGAGUGGAAAUCAUGACGAUGAUGAAGAAGCUGACGAACAUGAUGAGGAAACCAAUAAGGAAAGUGAGGAUGAAGACAACGAUGAAGAUGAUGACGAUGACGAUGACGAUGACGAUGAGUUAGCUCUAGAUGGAUUUGGAAUGGGAGCAACACCAAAAGAUAUAGAUGUUUCAGAAAACACUAACAAUGAUGAUUCUGAUGAUUCUAAUGGUGAGAAUGAUAGUGAUGGUAGUAGUGAUACUGAGAACACGGGUGAAGGUGCUAUUGAUAAAGAAAAUGGUUCUGAUUUAGAUCUUGGUAAUUCUGAUAAUGAGGAAAACGAAAACGAAGAUUCUGCAGAAGCUAUUUCAAAGUAUUUUGAUGAAGAUGAAGGUCAAGUUGCGAAGGAACAAGCACAUAAAUCAUUUCAAAGUCUUCAAUUGUCCCGUCCAAUCCUUAAAUCUUUGACUGCCCUAAACUAUAGUUCUCCAACACCUAUUCAAUCUGCAUCAAUACCAAUCGCACUGCUGGGUAGAGAUAUAGUUGCAGGCGCUGUUACUGGUUCAGGUAAAACUGCAGCAUAUAUGAUCCCAAUUAUUGAAAGAUUACUGUAUAAACCCGCCAAGGUUGCAAAGACUAGAGUUAUAGUAUUGACCCCUACAAGAGAAUUAGCAAUUCAAGUGGCUGACGUUGGUAAAAAAUUAGGUCAGUAUGUUAGUAACCUUUCCUUCGGAUUAGCUGUGGGUGGUUUGAAUUUGAGACAACAAGAGCAGCAACUGAAAACCCGUCCUGAUGUUGUCAUUGCAACCCCAGGUAGACUAAUCGAUCAUAUAAGAAAUUCACCAUCUUUUUCUGUGGAUGAUGUCGAAAUUGUUAUUAUGGACGAGGCUGAUCGUAUGCUUGAAGAAGGAUUUGAAAAGGAAAUGCAGGAAAUUGUUGAACUGUUACCAAGAAAAAGACAAACAAUGCUUUUCUCUGCAACGAUGAAUUCAUCCAUCAAGCAGCUUAUCGCAUGGUCCCUUCAAAAACCUGUCAGAAUCAUGAUUGAUCCGCCAAAAACUGCAGCUAGUGGUUUAGUUCAAGAAUUUGUUCGUAUUAGAAAAAGAGAAGAAUUAAAACCAGCAUUACUCUAUUCCAUUUUGUCCAGAUUUGACCCAAAACAAAGAGUCAUUGUUUUUGUCAGCACAAAGGAUAUGUGUCAUAAGUUGAGAAUCAAGCUAGGGUUAUUGGGCCUUAGAGUGGGUGAAUUACAUGGUGGUUUAUCACAAGAGCAAAGAUUAAAGAGUGUCACAUUGUUUAAAAACUCAACUGUUCCUGUUUUGUUGUGUACAGAUUUAGCUGCGAGAGGUUUGGAUAUCCCUAAAAUUGAAGUUGUUGUUAAUUUCGAUAUGCCUAAGACACACGAAAUCUACUUACAUAGAGUUGGUAGAACAGCGAGAGCUGGUAGAGAAGGUAUGUCCAUCAGUUUUGUAGGUGAAGCAAAAAGGGAACGUGCUAUUGUUAGAGAGGUUAUCAAAAAUGUUGAAGAGAGCAAGAAGGGCAAGGCCGUUGGUCGUAAUGCAGAUUGGGAUGAAAUCGAUCGUGUUAAUGAAAUCCUUGAUGCUAAGAAGGAUCUGAUAAAUGAAAUUAUUGAUGAAGAGAAACAAGAAAAGGCCGUGCUGGCUGCAGAAAUGGAGCUAAAGAAGGGUGAAAACAUGUUGAAAUACAAAGAUGAAAUCCAGAGUAGACCUAAGAGAACAUGGUUUAUGAGUGAAAAGGAGAAGAGAGAAGAAAAAAAUAAAUUAAAAAGUACCUUAGGCAAAACAUCGAAGCUGAAUAGUAAGAAGAGAAAGAGAGAAGAAGCCUUGGCAGAGGCAGGCAAUACACGUAGCUAUAAGAAAACCAGCAAAGAUAGAAGCGAUAACAAUACUAAAAGAAUCAAUAAAGCUUCCUCUAAAGGUAAAAAGGGCAAAAGAAGGUCUUAA
Molecule: messenger RNA, 2379 nt
Organism: Pichia kudriavzevii
Lineage: Eukaryota; Fungi; Ascomycota; Pichiomycetes; Pichiales; Pichiaceae
Exons: 1
Coding region: 1-2379 (792 amino acids)
Molecular function (GO): nucleic acid binding; ATP binding; RNA helicase activity
Source: RefSeq, a predicted model, not a curated record